GGGCGGCUGGCCUCAGACUGCAGUCAGGCCGCCUUUGCACCAUGAGCCCCCAGCUGCUUCCCCUGCUGAUGCUGCUUCUGGCCGGCCCCCCCGCCGCUCAGCCGGCUCCCCCGACCUGCUACUCCAGGAUGCUGGCCCUGAGCCGGGAGAUCACCGCUGACUCCCGGAGCCUGCAGGCCACGGAGCCUUCGGAGCCGUGUGUGAGAUACAUGCCCAGGCUGUACCUGGAUAUACACAAUUACUGUGUGCUGGCCAAGCUGCGGGACUUUGUGGCAUCGCCCCAGUGUUGGAAGGUGGCCCGGGUAGAUGCCUUGAAGGACAAAGUGCGGAAACUGUACACCAUCAUGAACUCGUUCUGCAGGAGGGAUUUGGUGUUCCUGUUGGAUGACUGCAAUGCCUUGGAAUACCCAAUCCUAGUGACCACGGUCCUGCCAGAUCAUCAGAGCUAAGGCAGCUCAGACCAGAGAGAGACCCCAGGGGGACUGAAGUUAUGUCAGCUGCCCAGACACAAUGGGCUAAAGCCAUGGCCCCCACAGGUCUCCCUGAAACUGUCAUGUGUCUCUCCACCUUCUGGAAAGCAAGGCUUGUGCUCCUACCCUAGAAACGAUUUUUAACAUAGUUAGAAGCCUUGCUUCUCCUUCCCCUUGGUUUUGUCUUACCAGGAUGGUGAGGUACACAAGCAUGUUGAUUUGAUCACUAAGAAGAAAAGGGCAAACCAGCUUCUUUUUUAUGAGCAACUAGCUUGAGAACAAGCAAAAUAGUAUGUUUGCAGUACCACUUUAACGGAGUAGUGGUACCAUUUUUCUUUCUUGAUAAAAACCUGCUUUACAUUUAACCAAGCUUCUAUUUUAUACCUUCUCUCUCUACAAAUUUUCCUUACACUUAUCUUUCAAUUUUAAGGAAAUUUCAUUAUCUAUAAGAUGUAUUUGUGAGGUUCAUAAUUACAUAGUGCUGAUGGGAACCACUCUUUCAUUGAAAGGUGAUGAAAAUCAAAUAAAGACUAUCAUUACAGUGAGAAA
Globicephala melas (long-finned pilot whale) is the source of this 1019-nucleotide messenger RNA. It is a transcript of the gene CYTL1, whose product is annotated as cytokine like 1. The record is from RefSeq and is a predicted model, not a curated record. NCBI's taxonomy places the organism in Eukaryota, Metazoa, Chordata, Mammalia, Artiodactyla, Delphinidae. Gene Ontology annotation, biological process: positive regulation of transcription by RNA polymerase II.